CACUCGGAUUCCCACCACCUUCCCAAAAACGUCUGGCACUGAGACAGCUGUAGACGCGAUACGAACCUUUCGGAAACAGAUCCUGUACUGGUCGAGAACGGUUCAGGGAGAUUCUUGCAGAUUGUGAAACACUCCUAUUCAUACGUAAUAUGGCAGACAACCUGGAGGGCCAGUCUUGCCUUUCGGAGCGGCUUCAGCUCCUCGAUCAGUUCGGUUACUCAAACAUCGAGAAGUUCCUUGGCGUUGGCAAGCACAGUAACAAGAACAUGCGGAACCGCACUAUUCGCAUUCUCGAAACCAUUGCGGUUUCACUGACAACCGGCAGCCCGGGAGAGGCCUUCGCUGCUGCAUUUGACAGCCGUAACACUCUCACGCUUGUGUUAGCAAAGAACGACUGUGUCACCGAUGAGGAUGAUCGGGCUGUUCGCUGCUUGUUCAACGCGAUCACUGCUCCAGAGACUCAGGAUGCUUAUGAUGUUUUGCCUUUCCUGCUUUCUCGUUGUGGGCGGAAUAUGGAGAAGCGAGUCACGAAGAUGCAUGACGCAGUGACCGCAUUCUCGCAUGACCUCGAUAUGGUCCUGAGGGACUACCAGCCCUUGGACUCCAUCGAGGACGAGUUUCCAAAAUCCGGAGUAUAUCGUGAAAAAAAGUAUGGUGGAAAACAAAUCUCAUCCACACAAAUGAUGCGUGAUCUUUUAGCGGAUAUCGCAAGAACGGCUCGGGAUUUCAAUUCCCAGAGUCUUUCGGCAAAGGACCUCUACGAGGGCCUUGCGGUCUACAUUCCCAUUCUCAAAAGAUCCCGUCUCCUGCGUUCGCUCUGCGAAGCCACUAAUUCUAUGGAUCUCGACCGGGAACUGGAGUUGGAAAGACUGAAACACCGUCUCGAAAAGGUUUCCCAGUAUUAUUAUGGAAUUAACAGCUUGAUCAGGUAUGCCAGGCGUUAUUUCCCACAGGGCAUUAAUCAUCGUUGGGUCGACGCUAUUCCGGGCACCGGUGAGACUACAAUUGUUCUGGACGACGACUACUUGGAAGCUGUGUCACGUGCACUCGGCAGCCGCCCCUCUGAGGAAACUCUAGCUACGCUGCGUACGGAGUUCCCGAAAAUGGAGGAGAUGUGGCGCAGCCGUCGUUCCGUCAAAGCUUCACGCCGAAAUCCAGAUCGUGCUUGAUCUCAGCAGCCCGCUUGAUACUUUGGAUCAUGAGCAUCAACAAUCUAUCGGCUGUGGCAAACGGAGCUGCCUAUGCUGCACAUUGUGGGUCCGGGCGUACAAUAGGACGUUCGAUACUCAAUGGCUGACGAGUGCCUCUCACGGCGAGUGGAAGGCAAGAGAAGUGCAAUUGAUAAAGCUGUCAUGAGAGGAGUCGAGACACGCUUGAGUAACACUCUGGAUAGUCUGUUUCCGGACC
Pisolithus orientalis is the source of this 1407-nucleotide messenger RNA. RefSeq lists its product as uncharacterized. The transcript has 3 exons. The record is from RefSeq and is a predicted model, not a curated record. Lineage: Eukaryota; Fungi; Basidiomycota; Agaricomycetes; Boletales; Pisolithaceae. The coding region runs from base 150 to 1169 and encodes 339 amino acids.